UUUGGCGAACAAUUGUUCCGCGGUUGAGAACACCUCGAAGACGUCAAAACAGGAGGAGGACAAAACAAGAUGGUGUUUGACGGAGAAGGCGUUGUUGUUUGUUAUUAUAGUUAAUUGGUCUGAAUCAGAACGUACAUAAAUGUCGUUUAAUAGAGCAAACGCCGUCAAUAACGGGUUGCAUCUGGAUACGUUGCUAGUUAGCUUAGCGUGUUAGCCGCUAACGAAGAGAGGCGGAAGUGAUCGAAACACAUCGCUAAGCAGAGAUCAAGUGUGAGUGUAAAGUGUUGUGAUUGUGUGAAAAUGCGUAAGUUACAAAUGCUGAGAGCGCUGGUGAAUCAGCGACUAACUGCCGCUGUUGAAGAAAUAUUUAUGAUGUUCGAAAGAACGAUAGCAGAGUACGAGGAGGAACUUUCUCGAACAAAAGAGGAGAAGGAGCGACAACGUCAACGACUGGACGCUGUUUUCAAGAAACAUCAAGUUGUGUUACACACAACAGACGUCCAGCAGCCCCCCCACAUUAAAGAGGAAGAGGAGGAAGUGUGGAUCACUCAGGAGGAAGAGUGUCUUCUAGGGCAGGAGAAGGCUGAUCUCACCAAGUUUCCACUGACUGUUGUCUCUGUGAAGACUGAAGACCAUGAAGACAAACCACCUGAGUCCUCACAGCUUCAUCACAGUCCAAACGUCUACGCAGAACGUCGUCAACAGGAGUGGAUCUUCAGGAUGGAGCAGGAGGAGCCCUCCCACUUUAAAGAGCAAGAUAUAUUGCCACAGGCCCCUCACAUUAAAAAUGAAGAGGAGGACUUAUUGACCGCCGACAUUAAAGAGGAAGAAGAGGAACACAGCAUCAGUCAGGAGGGAGAGCAUCAUGAAUGGUUGGAGGAGUUCCCAGUGAUUGGUGUCCCUGUGAAGAGUGAAGAUGAUGAGGUCAAAGAUGAGAGUGAGGAGAAGAGAGAGGUGGAGUCUCCAAGCAGCAGCUCAACUCAACACAUGACAACAGAAGCUGAUGGAGACCACUGUGGAGGAUCACAAGCAGACAAGCUCUUAGCUCCACUAUCAGAUAGUGAGGACACAACGUCACACUCUCCUGACACUGAUGAUGAAGACUCUAAAGAUGAUAAGACAUGUCACACUGACAACACACACUUCACAUGCUCUCUCUGCGACAAAACUUUUCAUCACCAUUGUCGUCUGAAAGUACACAUGAGAACACACACCGGAGAAAAACCUUUUUCUUGUUCAAUCUGCGGUAAAGGUUGUACUCAAAAGCACCAUUUGAAAACACACAUGAGAACACACACUGGAGAAAAACAGUUGAUCUGCUCAGUUUGUGGUAAAAGUUUUGUACAGAGUCAACAUUUGAACGUACACAUGAGAAUGCACACUGGAGAAAAACCUUUCACCUGCUCAGAAUGUGGUAAAUGUUUUUCACGCAAAUAUAGGUUGAAAGAACACAUGAGAAUACACACCGGGGAAAACCCUUAUACCUGUUCAAUCUGUGGUAAAGGUUUUGUAACAAGUACAAAUUUAAAAGUACACACGAGAAUGCACACUAGAGAAACACCAUUUUCUUGUUCAACCUGUGGUAAAUGUUUUGUAACCAGUACAAAUUUCAAAGUCCACAUGAGAAUGCACGCCAGAGAAAACACUUUCACCUGCUCAAUCUGUGGUAAAGGUUUUUUACAAAGUAACGAUUUGAAAAGACACGUGAGAACACACACUGGUGAAAAACCUUUUACCUGUUCCAUCUGUGGUAAGUAUUUUGUACAGAGUCAAUACUUGAAAGUGCACAUGAGAAUACACACUGGUGUAAAACCUUUUUCUUGUUCAAUCUGCGGUAAAGAUUUUACACAAAGACAAUGUUUGAAAAGACACAUGAGAAGACACACCGGAGAGAAAGUGUUGAGUUGCAGUGUGUGUGGUGAAAGUUUCUCUUAUAAGUACCAGUGUAAGAAACACAAGUGUGCUGGUGAGAACAGCAGCAGAAAAUGAAAUAAACUGUCAAAACGUUAACUUUGACUUUCUAACAUCGGCACAUAUAACAUGUGUGACAUCAUUGUUGUGUGUGUUACACCAGUGUUUUUCAACCACUGUGCCGCGGCACACUAGUGUGGCGUGAGAUACUGUCUGGUGUGCCGUGGGAGAUUAUCUAAUUUCACCUAUUUGGGUUAAAAAUAUUUUUUGCAAACCAGCAAUUGUAGUCUGCAAAUGAUGUGUUGUUGUUGAAUGUCGGUGCUGUCUAGUAGUGACGGGUUGAUGAGGCGUCAUGAAACGUUUCGAAACAUUGCAAAACUGUAUUGAUACUGUGUCGACACUGUGUCACUAAAUACUGACAUCUGCUGGACAUUAAAAAUCCCUACAAGCAACCUAUGGACCGACUCAACUGACACUGAUUUUAUGACCUAGUAUAUUGUUGCGUUUGGACCAGUUGUUCCUCCCAGGGAAUUCAAGUCACAAGUCGCUCCCAAGCUCUUUACGACACUUAAAGCUGAGUUGAAAAACCACCAGAGACAGAAUAGGUAUUUUGUAAUAUAUUUGCAAAGCUCUGCAUAUACAUUGAGACCAGUCCAGCAUAGAACAUUCAA
Nerophis lumbriciformis (worm pipefish) is the source of this 2582-nucleotide messenger RNA. The record is from RefSeq and is a predicted model, not a curated record. Lineage: Eukaryota; Metazoa; Chordata; Actinopteri; Syngnathiformes; Syngnathidae.